CGUCUUACAUUAUGGGACCAAGCGAGUAGAAAAAUAUUAAAAAAUAAAAUAUUACAUACCCAGACACAAAAAAGUGGAUGGAUGACCUACAAAAGACAUACCACAGAAUGAAGUCUAACCAACAAGCAAUGUGAAUCUACAGACUAAUACACUCAGAACUUCCGAAUGGAAUAAGAAGCACAGAAAUCCCAGAGAUAAUAGUGCAUGGACAUAUUUUUACUAGCGUAUAUGAAUAUCGAGAGUCCAGAUACUUGGCAGAGGUUUAAUCAUCCGACAUGCAGCGCUGAACUUAUCUUUGGGAGAACGUGCUCUACACUUUGCAAAUCUUCAAAUAUAUUCUACAGAUAUUCAUUUCAAACUAUAAUGUAUCUUGCUAGUAGAUACUGCUUGACUCUGUAAAAAAAGACAUAUCAGGUUGAGGUUCUAGGAGGACAGAAGUCAAACUGUUAUACUAUUUAACUUUUAGUAUUAAUUGUUUAACAUGUUCUUGAAUUUUAUUGCCUGUACAGGUACGAUGUGGCAUUAGCAUCAAAUGCAUUAGGAGCCAAAUAUAUAUGCGAAUUUGCAAAGAAGUGCAGCAAUAUGAAAUUGUUGCUUCAUCUUUCCACUGCUUUUGUAGCGGGUACCCGAAAAGGACUUUUACUAGAGGAAGCACUGCAGAUGGGUGAAACACUAAGGCCCGGUUACUGUUUAGACAUUAAAGCUGAGUUGCGGUUAGUUGAGAAGAUCAAGACUGAACUCAGAGUAGCCAAUAGUGGUGGGCCAGACCAGUCAUUGGAGAAAACAGCCAUGAAAGAACUUGGCUUAAAGAGGUCUGGCCAUCUAAAUGUGUCAUUUCCUUUAUUUUAUAAAUAUAAAUUAUGUUUUCGACAUCUGUUAACCAACUUGCAACUUUGAGUGUUAUUUGGCUUUAAAAUUUAUAACUGAUGUAUUCGAAAAUACUUUCAACAAAAAAUUGAACAUAUGCAUUCACAUGACCAAUCCAAAUAAUAUUUCUUUGUGUUAGUAAUAAAAUUUAGAUUCAUUUAACAACACUUCUCUUAAAAAUCUUAGUUUCCUGAUGGGUUAGUAUAUUACUACAUCUAGUGACAAGAGAUAGUAAAAUAUAAAUCGUACCUCUUUGAUAGUAAUGUCGUUUCUAAGGUAUUUAUCAUAUCAAACACUGCGACCUUGAGAACACUAGUUCUGACAAUUUAGAUGAUGAAAAACUGAUAUUUAAAUAGUUGGUUGAUUUAUUAUGCCACAUAUCAUAAGAAUAAAAUGGUUGAAGGGGCGUCACAGGAUUUCCCCAAGAUUUAUGGGAAAAGUUAGCUAUAUAAUAUUCUUAACCUUUCAUAGCUAAGCCAGAACAUUCACCAAAAUUUACAUGACACAAGAUGAGCUCUGUCCAUUUACUUACCUUGAUGACAUAGUUUGUUUUAGAACAUAUUGAUGAAAAGCUAUAAGAAUGUAAUUGUAAUCAAAGGGAAUAUUUGAUUAACAAAUAUCCUGAUUAUGAUUGUAAGGUUGAGUAGACACGCUUUAACAACAUUUACUCAUGUGUAAGUGGAGAGAGUACAUGCUAUAUGAAAUAGCAGCUUGACACUACAUAUAAUUUUCGCACUGCUGAAGGGCCUGCCAUUUUGGAUGGCCAAACGUAUAUACAUUUACCAAAGCUAUGGGCGAGAUGCUACUUGCGCAGGAGAGGGGAGACCUUCCUCUCAUCAUUAUGCGACCCGCCAUGGUAACCAGCACUUUUCAAGAUCCAUUUCCUGGCUGGAUAGAAGGGGCGAGGACAAUUGAUGCUUUGAUUGUCGCCUACACUGAGCAAGCAUUCCCAUGUUUCGUAGGUGAUCGAAAAAACAUAAUGGAUGCUGUUCCUGCGGACAUGGUGGUAAAUGCAACCCUUGUAGCCAUGGCUGUUCACUGGAAUGAAAAAGGAUAUGUCAUUUACCACGUGUGCUCGGCACUCCAAAAUCCAUUGUCUGGUUAUGUCUUAGAGGACGCAUGCUGGGAUUACUUCUCCAAGCAUCCUCGUAUACGAGAAGAUGGGAAACCGCUGAAAAACAAAAGGCCAUACGUGUUUAAGAGGUUCACUCUCUUCCGUGCAUAUCUGAUAAUGGUUUAUAAGCUACCACUUGAGAUCUUGCAUGCGGUGAGCCUUUUAUUCUGUGGGUUGUUUUCGCAAUCUUACAAUAAGUACAACCGAAGAUACAAUUUCUUAAUCCUCUUGGUGAAGCUCUAUGCACCAUAUGCCUUCUUCAAAGGAUGCUUUGAUGACACGAACAUUACAAGGUUGCUUACGGAAGUAAAGAUGGAUUGCAAUGGUGGUAGCAUAUUUAAUUUUGAUCCCAGAUCUAUGGACUGGCACUCAUAUCUCUUGAAUGUACACGUCCCAGCUGUGAUAAAGUAUGGCCGCAAAAAUUAGGGAAAUGUAUAGCAAAGAAUAAAAUCUUUCUAUCAUUGAGCUAAAGGGCAACCAUCUUCUGCAGCAAAAAUGUAUUCCCUGUUGCUAAACAUUAGAGUUUGUAUGAAGUGAAGCACAUUUUGUAUAUGCCAUUAUAUGAAGAAAUAUCCUAAAGACCCAAGCUUCUUAUUAAUGUGAUAUGUUGAUAAUGUCUGCUAGCCAGAUCACUAUUGUGGAAAUAAUGCGUGUAUCCUAUAGAAGAAUAGAUGGCAGGAUUUGGCACCCUAAA
Messenger RNA from Aegilops tauschii subsp. strangulata, 2675 nucleotides. NCBI's taxonomy places the organism in Eukaryota, Viridiplantae, Streptophyta, Magnoliopsida, Poales, Poaceae. The record is from RefSeq and is a predicted model, not a curated record.